AUUCGGAUCACUGUGUAUUCAUUAAUUCGUCCUCAAUAUGAUAGAUUAUGAAGUCAUUAUACUUACAAACUAAUACAUGAGUUAUUAUUAUAUCAAUGUUAUUUAAUCACUGUUAUGUUAUCAAUAUCUCGAUCAUUGCCACUAUAUAUAUAGCCAUAGUGCCAACCAAAUUUCGCCUUCACUACUUCCAAGUUCCAUCUUCCUUCUAAAUUCUAAACAAUUACACAAGCACAAAAGGGAGCUCUGGUGAUUUGGAGCAGAGGAAAACAGAGCAAAUAAAUGAUGCUGAAAUCCCACCACUCUAAAAUUGUAUUCUUGAUGUUUAUCUUCCUUCUUGCAUCUGAGCAACUCACAGCUGCUCCAAUUUUAUCAGUCAAUCAUGGAGAAGUUGAAGCAGAGAAGAAGCUUGUUAGAGUUGGAAGAGGAGAUGAAAACUCUGAUUCCCUGAGUGUACUGCCUGAAUCCCUUCUCCUUCUCUUCCAUUUUUGGCUUUCUCCUCUCCAAUCUUGUCAGUUAUAAGCAUUCUCAUUUGGUGUUUAAUAUAUAUAUAUAUAUAUAUAUAUAUAUAUAAUUUUCAGGAUUUGAUGGGUCUGGAAAGGUGUGAAAAUGGAGACAAGGAGUGCUUUGAAAGAAGGGUUCUUGCUGAAGUUCAUUUAGAUUACAUCUACACACAGAACCAUAAACCUUAGAACUCGCAGAAAAUUGUUCUUCAUAAAUAGGCAAGAAUAUCAGGUUUAAUUCCAGAACCUCAUUUUCUGUUUAGCAGUAUCUUAGAAUUCUCCUAUUUUGUCCUGGAGAUGGGCAGAAUCGCAGUGAUUUUUUGUAAUUAUGUUUAGAUUGUAGUGCUGAAAUCAGAACAUGUUGAAUGUUGUGUAUUAGUAUUAAUUAAGUAUAAGUGGAUGCGGUAAUUUUGUGAAAGAAAUUUGAGAUAAGCUUAUCAUAGCUUUAGGCUUUUAGCUCAUUGUCUUGUGGUAACAUGAGAAUGCUGAAUCUUGAAAUUUUCUGCACCAAGGUAGGGUAAUUUUGAGUUAGACGGUUAAAUUAUUUUUACGAGACAAAUUUACCAUGUGUGACACUGGUUUUCAUCGUCAUAUUUAAAUGUCAAUCACCUUCUCGGUAAACAAUUAUUUUACCAUCUUCAUGGGUACGUGCAUGUUACCACCCUAAUGAAAAAUAAAACCAUUUUUUUUACCAC
This is a messenger RNA of Oldenlandia corymbosa var. corymbosa, 1195 nucleotides long. The record is from the annotation of a GenBank genome assembly. NCBI's taxonomy places the organism in Eukaryota, Viridiplantae, Streptophyta, Magnoliopsida, Gentianales, Rubiaceae.